CCGGAGCUGUGAGCAUCUACCUAGCUAGUACUGCAGAUUUCCUUGCACCACAGAGGCGGGGCAAACGGGAAGGGGGAGGAUGAGUGUGCGAGCACCACCGCCGCCGACCAUGCCGGAGUCCGACUGGGCGAUCAGGCGGAUCCGCAAGGAACUGAAGCUGCUCUGGCUCGACCCCCCGGCGUUCUGUCGGCCCGGCCCGGCGCCCGUGACGGAUCUGUUCCACUGGGAGGUGGUCAUCGACGGGCCCGACGGCAGCCCCUACGCCGGCGGCACGUUCCCCGUCGACGUCGCGAUCCCCAAGAAGUACCCCAUGAAGCCCAUCAAGCUCACCUUCAAAACCAAGGUGUACCAUCCCAACAUCGGGCCGGAGGGGAGGAUGGCCCUGGACAUCUUCGGGGAGUGGUGGAGCCCAGCGAUCACGAUUAGCACGGCCCUCCUGUCCGUCGUCUCCGUCCUCUACGACCCCCUGCUUGACCUCCCCGUCCGCCGCGACGCCGCCCUGCAGUACAGGGACCAGCGGGGUCUCUUCGAGCAGAAGGCCAGGCGCUGGACCCGCAGAUACGCCUCGGCGCCGGUCGCCUCCUUCUGCGCGGCAGCGGCAGGGAAGGAGGUGCUGGAGGAGGCGGCGACUAGUGGGGCGGUGGCAUGUCGUCGUUCUUGUGGAGCGGGGAAAUGGCGUUUCUUCGGGGCUCGUCUCCUUGCCAUCUAGUGCACGCCUCCAGCCGUUCACUGCGGUGAAGUUCAUUCACCACAAGAACUACAGUACUAAUUUGGUCUAGUAAUUUCGACAGAGUGGGUUGUCUUAAUUAGUCAUAUUCGGAUGCUUAUUGGCGUUGGUGUGAGCCUUGUUGCACCGCACUGAGGCGAGGUGUAGUGGUCGAUGCAUGCUCCUACGCAACUUCUGCAAACAGAAAGUAUGGUAUUUGUGCCUUUGUUCCGUGUUCUUAUUGUACUAAGUUGUGUUCGCUAUCCAAGCGAUCACAAGUAACUUUUCUCGA
This is a messenger RNA of Triticum dicoccoides, 998 nucleotides long. RefSeq names its product ubiquitin-conjugating enzyme E2 11-like. NCBI's taxonomy places the organism in Eukaryota, Viridiplantae, Streptophyta, Magnoliopsida, Poales, Poaceae. The record is from RefSeq and is a predicted model, not a curated record. The coding region runs from base 80 to 709 and encodes 209 amino acids. The transcript is spliced from 2 exons.